Spodoptera littoralis (African cotton leafworm) is the source of this 696-nucleotide messenger RNA. The record is from the annotation of a GenBank genome assembly. NCBI's taxonomy places the organism in Eukaryota, Metazoa, Arthropoda, Insecta, Lepidoptera, Noctuidae.
AUGAAGGUUUUAUCAUUGUUAUUUAUGAUUACGACGAGCUGCGGCGUCUGUGUGAUCCUAGCUCAAGGCGAUAAUUGUACUAGAACUAACAGUCGUGGUGAUUAUAAACUGUGUGUUCGCAAGCUAUCGGAAACUUUAGCAAGUAAAUUUAGUGAAAUAGUGGUCAAAGAACUUGGCAGCGAGUAUACGACACGUUUUGAAAUCCGGACAGCUUAUAAAGUGAGCCGUUACCAAACUUCGGACAAUGAUGUCCUGACAAAUAUUGCUGAAAAGCUUAGCUACAAGCUGUCGGCAGCUACGAACAUUCUUCGUGACAUGAACAAUGUAAUCAGCGACAACAGUACUCCGUCCUUCACCCACCCUUGCCCAUUCAACUCUAUUCGUAAGUCUGUGUUUAUCAAAAGUUCCAAUGUAUACGACACAUUGCCUUCUCAGGACCUUAAAAAUAACAUGCUGGGUCGCUUUAAGGAUUUAAAAGUUAAGAGACAAUACUUCCUAUCUCAUAUGGACUAUGCUACUGAUAAGGAUUGUGCUACAAUGCCCCAUUCUAACUUAAGAUACCUUUAUCAUAAGAUUGUACAUCCUGAACCAAAAUUGGUGGUGUUUAUAAUAGAUAAUAAUAUGAGAGAAGGCCCAUUACAACAUGCAAUACAUGUGGCCAAAGAGACUGUGUACGCCCUGCAGGACUCUGAUUAA